Molecule: messenger RNA, 6199 nt
Organism: Thunnus maccoyii (southern bluefin tuna)
Lineage: Eukaryota; Metazoa; Chordata; Actinopteri; Scombriformes; Scombridae
Product: myosin phosphatase Rho-interacting protein-like
Exons: 22
Coding region: 100-5289 (1729 amino acids)
Biological process (GO): actin filament organization
Cellular component (GO): actin cytoskeleton
Molecular function (GO): actin filament binding
Source: RefSeq, a predicted model, not a curated record
GACAGAUGUUCGCUCCGGAUAAACCACUUCAUUCAGUGCCGAGGAGAGGAGGAGGAGAGCGGUCACUGUUGGGAUUAUUCACCGCCGAGCACUAAAAACAUGUCGGGGGAAAAGACGACGAGUCCCUGCAGCAAAUUUCAAGCCAACAUUUUUAAUAAAAGUAAAUGUCAAAACUGCUUCAAGUCCCGCGAGCUGCAUCUGUUGAACGACCAUGACAUGGAGCAGGCGAAACCCAUCUAUGGAGGCUGGCUCUGCUUGGCCCCCGAGGGGACAGAUUUUGACAACCCGAUGCAGAGGUCGAGGAAAUGGCAGCGACGCUUCUUCAUCCUGUACGAACACGGCAGCCUCAGCUUUGCUCUGGAUGAACUGCCGAGCACGUUGCCGCAGGGGACGGUGAACAUGAAUCUGUGCACAGACAUCGCCGACGCCGAGCCCAGGACGGGCCAGAGAAACGCUCUCUGCGUCAUCACGCCGGAGCAGGAAAUAUUCAUCCGUGGUGACAAUAAAGAGAUCAUUAAUGGGUGGAGUGAACAGCUUGCCGUCUAUCUACGGACUAACAAGCAGAAUCAGAAGAAGAAACGCAAAGUGGAACCGGUUACCAACCAGGAACCCAGUCCAGCAAAGAUGGCUGCAACUCAUCCGAGUUUUCCAUGCGCUGAGAGCGCUGCUGCAGAGUCCGGCUGCGGCCGGUGGCAGGAAGAGCAGCGGGGCAGGGGACCGGAUAAAACCCCUUUCUGGACUGUCACAGACUCAGAUCCCCCAGGCCUGGAGCAGACCCCUGCAGGCAACACAUCUACCCACCUGCGCCCGGUCUCCAGGGACUCUCUGACCUUGGAUGGUCCCGGCAGUUUCGCUAGCCAAGUCGGAUCCUUGGACUUGGCGAUCAAUGGAAGUACGGACCCUGGCAGUAACAACCAGCUGGCUGAGCUGGAGCCAAACAACAUCCAAAUAUCAGCAAACAACAAGAACCACAGCUACGACAGGAGCCCAACAGAGAGGCUGCUGAGUUCAGAGGCCACCAAGAAAGAGCAUGAAGGAGGAACAGCUGCUUCCAGGAAGGGCAGGAGUGAAGCUCGUACCAACAAGCGAGAGAAACUCCAGUCAUGUGGAGACACAGCCCAGCUCACUGCACUCCCCCCUCAACGAAGAGCCAAGUCUCUGGACCGCAGGACGUCAGACACUGUCAUGACGCCGGAUUUAUUAAACUUCAAAAAGGGCUGGAUGGUCAAAUUGGAUGAAAAUGACAAGUGGAAGAAAUACUGGUUUGUGCUUUCAGCCGACAGUCUGAGAUACUACAAGGACUCAAUAGCUGAGGAGGCGUCAGAUCUGGAAGGAGAAAUCGAUCUAACAAAGUGUUUUAACGUGUCUGAGUACCAGGUGCAGAGAAACUACGGCUUUCAGAUCCAUACCCCGAAAGGUGUCUACACAUUGUCGGCAAUGACGGCAGGGAUACGCAAGAACUGGAUUCAGGCUCUGAUGAAAAACGUACAUCCAGCUAACGCUCCUGAUGUUGCCAGUUUACCCAGCCACCACUUUCCCUGCAGCCCACCUGAAGCCCUCCCCAAACCAGACGUGACUCAGGACUCUUCCUCCACUGAAAUCCCCACAGAAAGAGACCCUCACCCCAAACCCAAGAGCGUGAUGGAACGACGACGGGAAGGACGCUACAAAACCUUCGACUGGGCUGAGUUCAGGCCUCAGAGCAAGCCGACAUCAGACACAGACCCUCAGAAGAGUAAAGCUCUGUGCUCGCUAGAGCUGGGCGACCUAGAGAGGAGGAAGAGGCGGGAGGAGAGGAGGAGGAAGUACGAGAGCAUGCUGGGCUUCUCUCUGGGUUGGGAGGCGAGCGGAGAUGAGUCGGCUGACGGCAGCGACAGAGCGAUGAGUCCGAAAUCACAGCAAAGAAUGGAAGAAGAGAUGGAAGACUGUUGGAAGCAGGUGGAGAAGACCGUCUUUAGACUGGAGAGGACCGUCCCGCUUUAUAAUGACGUGAAAGACACUGCAGAGAUGGAGAAGCUGCUGGACAGCUACAGGAAGGGGGUCGAGGAUCUGAAGGCCCAGCUAGAAGACUCGGAGCGUCGCAGACUGGAGCUGGAAGCUCAGCUGAGUGCAGCAGAACGUUAUCAGCAGCAAGUCUGCAAAUCUCUUGACCCCUCGCCAAGUUCUGAAGCAGAUUUUUUCCCUUUGGACACAAAUGAAAAACCAUUAAACAACCACACACAGAGUCUGAAUGAUACAUACAAAGAGACUAUAGAGUCUCUAGAGCAGCAGAACGUUAUCAGACAGGAGCAGCUCACACCUGCACCUCCUUUAAUAGCAUCUCAACACACACCUGAACAUCAGACGCCCAGCAUCUGGCUGCACGAUACAGACGGCAAUCUCCAGGAACUUGGAGAUCUUCUUCCUGACUGUCCUGAGGCAGUAGACACACCUUUACUAUCACCUGCAUCAGACAGCACAGACUUAUUGUCUGAGAGUGAAGAACAAACCGUAGGAUUGAACUUGGAUGACGUAAUAACCAACCAGCAGAAUCAGCAAGACAAAGAGGACUGUCAGCUAUUUCCUAACUCAGAGACUCAAAUAAAUAACAGCGAAUACAGUUCAAGUUCAUUCAUCCUGGAGAAUCCUGCAGAGAGAGAUGACGCCUCGCUGAGCUGCUGUGUAGAGCAGCACACACCUCCAGACCAGGUGAUACUGAGGAGGCUCUCCCAGGAGGUGGAGCUGCUCACCAGCCAGAACGAGGCGCUCAACCAGCGCAACCAGGAGAUGCUAAACCAACUGACGGAGGCAGACCGGGAGAUAGAGAGGCUGAAAGCAGAGCUCAGCAGCAGGUACACUGAGCCCCAUCACCUCCCUGAAGUGGAACAACUGGGACAAACGCAUGUGCAGGAUCUGGAGAGGGAGCUGAGUAUGAGAGAACAGCAGCUCCAGGAGGCCCAGACGUUGAUCACCUCCCUGGAGGAAAACCUGAGGGACACGGAGACGCUGCUGCAGACGGGCGUCACGACAGAAACGGAGGAAACGGGACAGGAGGAAAGCGACUGCGCCAAGAAAGCAGAGGGAUACCUGCUGCGGUGUUUCGAGGCCACCGAGGCCAAGCUGACGGAGCUGGAGAGGCAGCUCGACCAAUCGGAGCUGACCUGCAGGAAGCUCCGGGCACAGAACACGGAGCUGAAGGAAGCUGAGAAAGUUUACUGUGAGAGAGCGGCGGAGACUGAGGCCGACAUCAGGAGGUUGAAUCAAGAUUUAGAGAGGGAGAAGUUAAAAGAAGGAGAGAGAAACAGAUCUGUUUGUGGUGAAGAAAGGAUCCAGCAAGUGAUAGAGGAGAUGAUCAUGAGGUUGAAAGCUUUGGGGAAACUACUGGAGGUUAUUGACAGGUUGGAUUUCGAUACGAUAAAGAGAUCGACAGAAAGUGAGGAGGAGGAGAAGCCUGCAGUGGUGAGUCAGCUGAAGUGGGAAGAAGAGUUUUGGGGGUUGUUGCUCAAUGAAGUGAAGGUCAAAACCUCUCAGCUGAGUGAGGAGAAAGCUGUAGACGUGCUUCUCAGCGAGGUGACAGAACAUAUGAUAGUGGAGAAACAAAUGCUGCUUUUAGGCCAUGAUUUACUUUCUGAGAGAGAGAAAGAAAAGGAAGAUUUGGAGGGAACGUACGAGAGCGAGACUUUGAAAGAUCUGGACGAUAUUUGGAAAAGUGUGACAGCAUCAGAAACCAAAAAGAUAGACGACACCAGGAAGUUUGAUUUUAGUAACCGGCUGUGCGAGAUGGAUAAAAACGUGAUGGAACGUUUUAGAGUCACCACACAGAUGAAAACUUCUUUGCUAGACGAGAUCGCCUCCUCUGUCAGCACCUCCGCUCGUGACAAACUGCGGUCGAUGGCCGACAGGCUUUCUGACUCUCGCUUUUCAGAGCAUCCCGGGUUUCGUUUCAUUCACUCUGCGGCGACCGAAGCGAUGUACUGCUGUCACAUCAACAGGCUUCAGUCAACAUACCAGAGAGAACUCGAAGAAACCAAACAGAGACUGCUCACCUGCUCUCUCAUCUGCAGCGACUGUGUCGACCUGACGGAAGAAAACAGAGAGCUGAGAGCAAGACUGUCAAACCUAGAAGAACAACAGACGUCCUCAUCCGCUGCAAAGACGAACGCGUGCUGCCAGACGGAGGAAACUCACCUACAAAACACAGAUACCGAGCUACAGAUGGGAGAUGAAAGUGCCGCAGAUGGAAUCGAAACAGGAAAUGUACCGGAAACAUCAGAAGAAACGGCGGAGAAUGAGUCCUCGCUCAGCUGUAUGGAAAUCCCACUUUCAAGCGGCGAAGGUCAUUGGGGAAUCCAGGAGAUCUCAGAUGAAAACACAGAGAAAAACGAAGCCUCCCGCAGGGAAACAGAUCCAAGCGAGCAGGUUUUAGCGCUGAGGAGAAGAGUGGAGGAACUGGAGGAGCAGCUGUCUGUCAUAGCAGAGGAACUGAAAGAAGAGUUCGACGGCAAAAUGAGUUCCGCUCAGACGCAACAUGAGAAGGAAAUGGAAAAGCUGAAGGCCACCUGCGAGCGUGGCUUUGCCUCCAUGGAGGAGUCUCACGUAAAGGUUGUGGAGGAGCUGCAGCGCCGACACCAACAGGAAGUGGAGCGCCUCCUAGUAGAGAGAGACAGACUGCUGGAGGAGGAGAGCGCCGCUACGGCAACCGCAAUCGAAGCCAUCAAGAACGCUCAUCGCCUGGAGCUGGAGAGGGAAGUGCAGAAGAGAUGCCGGUCAGAGAACAUCACAGGAAACACACACCUGGAAGACAUAUACAGACAACACACUGAGGAGCUGGCCUCCUACCAGCGGGAGCUCGAGGUUCUGUCUGAGCAGUACUCUCUGAAGUGUCUGGAGAACGUUCAUCUGGUCCAGGCUGUGGAUGCAGAGAGGAAGGCCUUGUGUCAGUGCCAGCAGGAAAACCAAGACCUGAGGACCAGAAACCAGGAGCUGAGCGGUCACCUCGCAGCAGAGAUCACCAGACUGUGUUCGCUGGCCAAACAGGACGCCCUGCCGCUCAGUCAGGGAAUGAACGCCUACGAAAUGGAGAUCACCCUGCGAGUGAAGGAGUCCGAGGUCCAGUGUCUGAAGCAGGAGAUCACGUCUCUGAAGGACGAACUCCAGUCAGCACAGAGGGACAAGAGGAACAUUACGAAGAAGUACAAGGACAUGUACACCGAGCUGAGCAUCACGAGAGCCAAAGCUGAGAGAGACAUCGACCAGCUGAGAGAGAAUCUGCGGCUGGUUCAUCAGGCUCUGAGACAAACUUCACCCUGAACACGCUGCCGCUUUACUCUCAGAGAAGCUGACGUCCGCUGCUUUUCAUCCUUUCUCCUGCUCUUUUAUUCUUUAUUUUUUCUUCCACAAAGGCGGUCGCUCGUCUUCCUGGCAACAAAUAAAACAAACGACAAUUUAAAAUCACAUCAAUCAAUAAAUAAAACAAGAAAAAAGCAAAACAAACCAAAUAUAAAGAUCAGGAAAUAAGCAAAAUAACUCUUCAUAUGAAAAAACAGCCAAUAGAAACUUAUAAUAAAUACAAAAUAGCAAAAAUAAAUAGCAACAAAAACAAAGUAUUAUAUUUUUUGGUGUGAAUUUUGGAAAGAAACUAUUUUCAUUUUUUAACAUUUACAUUGUCUUCACUGUAACACUCAAGAAAUCUAAUUUAAAGAGAAUUAUUUCCUUCUACAACCUUUUAUUUACUUAUUUAAUAAAUCCUGAAACUCUUAUACACAUUUUUUUUAUUUGUUUUGUACAGAAACGCUGUAUAUUCAUAUUGUCUGUCAUGCCUGUCUAAACUGAUUAUUAGCAUUUUUAACAGAGUUUGUGAUUUAGAUUGAAUCCUCUUGUGAUGGUUCCUUUUUUUAAUCUUGUCUUCUAAAUAUUGACCAAAUAUCAACAUUUAAAACAGCAAUAUUUUAUCUGUUGUAAAUAUUUGUAUCUGUACAGCCAAUUUAUCGUUGUAAUACUUUCACCAGACUUGCACAGUUCCAUGUUUCAUCAGAUAUGUAUGUUAAUUGUCAGCCUCUUCAUCCCUGCUGUAUGUGUCCUUGUUUUGUUUUAUAAGAAUUCUUAAAUUAAACAUUUCUGACAGGUAGCUUUACUGUCAUUCACAGACUGUAAUUUAUAUUUGUACACUGCAGUGUUAUUGACAUAACGUGAUUUUUAAUUAAAUUACAUUGGCACUUGA